This is a messenger RNA of Sphaeramia orbicularis (orbiculate cardinalfish), 1049 nucleotides long. RefSeq names its product BUD31 spliceosome associated protein (gene bud31). Gene Ontology annotation, cellular component: nucleus; spliceosomal complex. Lineage: Eukaryota; Metazoa; Chordata; Actinopteri; Kurtiformes; Apogonidae. The record is from RefSeq and is a predicted model, not a curated record. The transcript is spliced from 4 exons. Gene Ontology annotation, biological process: mRNA splicing, via spliceosome. The coding region runs from base 99 to 533 and encodes 144 amino acids.
CCUGAGUGACGUUUAACCUUAGCGCCCGUGAAGGCUUCGUGAUAAGAAGACGAAAACACCGGGAACUUUUGUUCUAUUUUUAACAAAAAAAUAGAAAAAUGCCCAAAGUAAAGAGGAGUCGGAAGCCGCCUCCAGAUGGCUGGGAGCUCAUUGAGCCCACUUUGGAUGAGCUGGAUCAGAAAAUGAGAGAAGCUGAAACAGAGCCUCAUGAGGGGAAGAGAAAGGUGGAGUCCCUUUGGCCGAUUUUCAGGCUGCAUCAUCAGCGGAGUCGAUACAUCUACGAUCUCUUCUACAAAAGGAAAGCCAUCAGCAGAGAGCUGUAUGAGUACUGUAUAAAGGAAGGCUACGCAGACAAGAACUUGAUUGCGAAGUGGAAAAAACAGGGCUAUGAAAAUCUGUGCUGCCUGCGCUGCAUCCAGACACGAGAUACCAAUUUUGGAACCAACUGCAUCUGCAGAGUCCCUAAGAGCAAGCUGGAAGUUGGAAGGAUCAUUGAGUGCACCCACUGUGGAUGCAGAGGAUGUUCUGGCUAAUUGCAGUGUUUGGACAUCUGCGUGUUUUCUGUUGCUCAUCCAGGCUCAUGCAGCCUCCACCUGUGCGCUCUCACACCAAACAAGUUUUUGUUUAUUACUCAGUCACCUGCAUCAAAAAUGAUCCACUGAUAUCUCCACCAACAUCCCUAGCUGUCAUGGCAAGGUGACUUUAGCUGGUUCUCUCAAACGUGAUGACCACAGCGGAGCAAAGGGGAAAACACUGAACGAGGGGCCACAAUGUUGUGAUGACCUGUGUUUUUCUGUAUGUUUUAAUUUUUUUUUCUACCUAACUAAAGCCCACGGAUGAAGUUGAUGUCAGUAGUUUCUGGAUCAGGUCUGUCAUUCCAGCUAGUCAAACUCACUUUGAAUGUCAUUUUCGUGUGUUUUAUUUCAUUUUAAUAGGGCUGGAUGGGAAGGUUUGUUUGGAAAUGUCAUUAUUGAAAAGCUGAUGAGUUUUUCUUUGUCAUUGUUAUUGUGGUAGAUUUUAAAUAAAAGCAAUUUUGUUUUGUCUUACCA